This is a messenger RNA of Panicum virgatum (switchgrass), 1340 nucleotides long. RefSeq lists its product as uncharacterized. The transcript is spliced from 2 exons. Bases 415 to 1140 code for a protein of 241 amino acids. The record is from RefSeq and is a predicted model, not a curated record. Lineage: Eukaryota; Viridiplantae; Streptophyta; Magnoliopsida; Poales; Poaceae.
UGAGCUCUCUUACGUGCCACCACAAAAGGGUGAGAAGCUUAAGCUUUUAGGCACUAAUGAAAGCGACGCAGAUUCAGAGGAUUCAGAUUUCAUUCCUCAGAUUAUCGACAGUUACUAUGAUCUAGAUGGUGGAGAUGACGAUCUAUAUGAUGACUAUGUUGAUGAUCUUGAUAAUUUGAAGGGGAAGCAAGUGGCAGAACCUUUAGAGGACUCUGAAGAAGAUGAGAUUCAGUUACCUGAUUCAGAUGAAGAAUAAGUGAGGUUCAAUUUCAAAAAAUUCAGAGAAGAAGACAUGCACAACCCAGAAUUCUAUGUAGGCCAAUUGUUCUCAUCUAUUGACAUGUUGAGGAAAGCUAUAAAUGAAUAUAGUUGCAAGAACAAAGUUGACAUAAAAAAACAACCAAUGAGAGUACAAUGCUGGGUGCAAAGUGUGCAGAAGAAGGUUGUCCUUGGUACCUUUGGGUUUCUAAGGAUAGCAGAAUAAAAUCCCUCAUGGUCAAGAGAUAUAAUGGAGAGCACACCUGCGGGAAGAAGUGGAAGGUCAGGGCAUUCACUUCAAAAUUUCUAGCUGACAAGUACAUUGAGUCUUUUAGGGCAGAUGAAAACAUGAACUUGAAGAAUUUUUCAAGAAUUGUACAAAAAGAAUGGAACAUGACACCUUCUAGGAGCAAAUUAUGCAGAGCAAGAAGAUUGGCAAUGAAAGCUAUUUAUGGAGAUGAGGUUGCUCAGUACAAUCUUCUAUGGGAUUAUGCAUUUGAAAUUAGGAGAUCCAAUCCUGGUAGUAGCUUUUAUCUCUCACUAGAUAAAGAAGGAAGGUUUAGCCACUGUUACUUUAGCUUUGAUGCUUGCAAGAGAGGCUUUCUUGCAGCCUGCAGGCCUGUGAUAUGUCUUGAUGGUUGCCACAUUAAGACAAAAUAUGGUGGGCAAUUGCUAACAGCUGUAGGUAUAGAUCCAAAUGAUUGUAUAUUCCCAGUAGCUUUCGCUGUGGUUGAGGUCGAAGAUACCUCAACAUGGAGCUGGUUCCUCACAACACUUAAGCAAGAUCUUGGAAUCGUCAACGCCGAACCAUGGACCAUAAUGAGUGACAAACAAAAGGUUCUGUGUGAGGCAUAUGUGGCAAAAUUUCAAUGUACUAUUUAAAGGAGAUGUUUUGAAGAACCAAUUAUGGAAAAUUGCAAGAAGCAAUACUCUUGUGCGCUGGGAAGCUACCAUGGAAGAGAUGAAAGAAAUAAAUGAAGAUGCAUACAAAUGGCUUGAAGAGCUGCCACCUAACACUUGGGUAAGAGCAUUUCAGAGUGACCUACCCAAGUGUGACAUCUUGCUUAACAAUAACUGUGAGG